AUGCUCGGACGUACCGUUUUCGCCGCGACCUUCUUCGCGCUCGCUCAGUUCGCCAUGGCCAGCCCCCCUGGCUGCCUUCUUGGCGCUGUCAACCAGUACGAGGACCCGUCCGACAUCAAGGCUGUCUGCAAGUCCAAGGACCUGAGCGGAAAGGUGGCGGAGCUCUGCGGCAACGACGCCGAGGCUGCCAUGGAGGCGAUUUCGGACAUUUGCAACGACGUGGAUGUUGAUGUUUCAACUGCCAUCUCCGCCUCUGGCUCAAAGACCGCUACCGGUUCAUCCCAUAAGCCCACCGGCACCUCUGGCUCUACCCUCGUCUCUAUGUACCCUACCGGCUCGAGCGGACAAGGAAGCAGCAACGGCACUGUCCCCGCUGCCACUGGCGGACCCAAGCCCUCUGGCAGCGCGACUGGCUCUGGCGGUCUUCCCGAGGCCACCGGUGCCGCUGGCAAGGUCGAGUUCGGUCUUGCCGCUGUCGUUGCCGGUUUGAUGGUCGCUGCUUUGUAG
Alternaria rosae is the source of this 507-nucleotide messenger RNA. RefSeq lists its product as uncharacterized. NCBI's taxonomy places the organism in Eukaryota, Fungi, Ascomycota, Dothideomycetes, Pleosporales, Pleosporaceae. The transcript is spliced from 2 exons. Bases 1 to 507 code for a protein of 168 amino acids. The record is from RefSeq and is a predicted model, not a curated record.